AAUAUAAGUGUGCAUGCUGUGUGUAAUGAUUGUUGCCUAAAAGGCAUAUAAAUCGGAGCACAGAGCCGCGCGUUGGGAGUAGGAAUUGUGAUCCGAAAAGGUGUUUGCUCAGGUGGAACUCGUGGAUUUGGUGCCGGAAAGGGUUAUAGCGAAAAAGGGUUAUAGACUACAAGAGGGAUGGAGUGAGCUGAUGGCGACGCUGUUACUCCUGUGGCUCAUGUGGCUCCACCUUAUCCCACUUGGCUGGGCGGCCAGCAUCGAGGCCAACAGCCGGAUUGUGGGCGGUGUGCCAGUGGACAUCAGUAGUGUGCCCUAUUUGGUGAACCUGCGCAUCGGUGGCAACUUUAUAUGCGGCGGCUCAUUGGUCACGCCGCAGCAUGUGGUCACUGCCGCCCAUUGCGUCAAGGGAGUGGGUGCCUCACGCAUCCAGGUGGUGGCCGGAGUCACCCAACUCACGGAAACGGGUGUGAGAAGUGGCGUGGACAAGGUCUACACCCCGAAAGCCUACAAUACCCGCACUCUCAGCACAGACGCGGCUGUUUUGAAGCUCAAAACGCCCAUCAGUGGGCCCAAAAUAUCCACCAUUGAGCUGUGCAACGCCACCUUUAAGGCCGGUGAUCUCAUCAAGGUUUCUGGCUGGGGACAGACCACAGAGCGGAAUAGGGCCGUUUCUAUGCAGGUGCGCAGUGUGGAUGUGGCUUUGAUUCCACGAAAGACCUGCAUGAGCCAGUACAGGCUAAGGGGAACCAUCACCAGCACCAUGUUCUGUGCCUCGGUGCCCGGCGUCAAGGAUUCCUGCGAAGGCGACUCCGGCGGACCGGCCGUCUACCAGGGACAACUCUGUGGCAUAGUCUCGUGGGGCGUGGGCUGUGCGCGGAGGAAUUCACCAGGGGUCUAUACGAAUGUCAAGACUGUUAGGGGCUUUAUCGAUAAGGCCUUGGGCAUGUAGGGCCAAAAAUAUAGAACAAUUAAGUUCCUUUAGAUAUUUCAAAAAACAACUAGAAUAUGUAUAAUUUUGAAGUGAAAGAAAUAUAGCCUAUUCAUAAUACCUAUUACUUUUGUAAGAUAUAAAAUGUAUUGUUGUUGUUUAAGCAUUAGCCAAAAAUAAAAAAUAAUAAUUGUAAGUAAAAGAACAAUAUCAUUAUUCACAAUUCCUAUUAUAUCUUUAAGUUAGAAGUUAAUGUCCCUAUUUUAAACCACAAAAUAUUUUUGAUACAAAAUGCCAAAAACAACUAGAAAAUGUAUAAGAGUUAAGUGAAAUAAAUAUAGCAGUAAAAAUUGCA
Messenger RNA from Drosophila elegans, 1283 nucleotides. RefSeq names its product seminase. The transcript has a single exon. The record is from RefSeq and is a predicted model, not a curated record. The coding region runs from base 191 to 949 and encodes 252 amino acids. Gene Ontology annotation, biological process: proteolysis. NCBI's taxonomy places the organism in Eukaryota, Metazoa, Arthropoda, Insecta, Diptera, Drosophilidae. Gene Ontology annotation, molecular function: serine-type endopeptidase activity.